Molecule: messenger RNA, 3698 nt
Organism: Symphalangus syndactylus (siamang)
Lineage: Eukaryota; Metazoa; Chordata; Mammalia; Primates; Hylobatidae
Gene: ZNF384
Product: zinc finger protein 384
Biological process (GO): regulation of transcription by RNA polymerase II
Cellular component (GO): transcription regulator complex; PcG protein complex; nucleus
Molecular function (GO): RNA polymerase II cis-regulatory region sequence-specific DNA binding; DNA-binding transcription activator activity, RNA polymerase II-specific
Source: RefSeq, a predicted model, not a curated record
ACUUCCGGGUGAGUGCAAGGGGAGGGCGGCAGGGAGGGGGGCCACCCACUGCCUCGCGCCCCCGCCCUGCGGGUGUCUCGCGCGCGUUCCGUGCGUGUGAGUGUGUGGGUCUGUCUCGCGCCAGCAGUGCGUGCCCGCGCGCUGCGCCUCGCGCUUUCUCCCCUCCCUCGCCCCUUCCUGGUCCUCCCACCCCACUCGGCUCCCUCCUUUCCCAGCAAACGCCGCCCCUCCGGCGCUCUGGCUCAGGCUCUGGCGCCGCCGCAGCCGUCGCCGCCCGGUGAGUCUCGCGCCGGUACAGCCGGCGCGCGCCAAGCUCCCUGCUCCUCCCCCCUCCCCUUUUCCUUGGGCAGGCAAGGAAGGGGGGGUCCACGAUGUGACUGUGUGUGUGUCCGUCCCGGAACCGGAAGUGGUUGUGGAGGAGCGGGCGAUGGGGAGGAAUGGGGGGGGUUUAGGGGGCGGGUGCCUGUCUGGUGGGUGGCAGAGUUCAGCUCCCUGGAGGGGAAGGAGGGACGUCCCAAGGAAGGGUCUUUGAGAAAGGGAUAGGGGACGACAUCAGGAGAAGGCUCCCAGGAACUGUCUCAGGGGAGCGAAGGUUUUGAGGGGACAGCUGGGGUCUCCAGUAGAUAGACCACGGUGCAGGCUGAGGGAGGUACUUCUUGGCACAAGGCCUUGGGUAGGCAGGGGGCGAAGUCCUCGAAGAAGUAGGGGGAAGGCUAGAGGAAGUGGCUGGGCCUGAACUGGCACUGUGCCUGACACAAGGGCUUGUGCAUCCCCCAGCCCUCAGCUUUGCCUUCUGAAGCCACUCCUCAGGGGCAGAGACCCUCCUCCUUCUCCAUCUCUUCUGUUCUCUGACCCCUGGUUACCUGUGGCCUGGGAAAGAGCAAGGACCAGUCUCUGAGCCUAGGAGUGGAACCCAAACGCUGAAAGUUCAGGAGCCCUGGAAAGGAGAAGGAAUAAGACGGCAGGAGGAAGAGAGAGAGAGGGUAGAAUGGAAGAAUCUCACUUCAAUUCUAACCCGUACUUCUGGCCUUCUAUCCCCACAGUCUCAGGUCAGAUUGAGAACACAAUGUUCAUCAACAAGAUGAAGGAUCAACUGUUGCCAGAGAAGGGCUGUGGUCUGGCUCCACCUCACUACCCCACCUUGUUGACAGUGCCUGCCUCAGUGUCCCUGCCCUCAGGCAUCAGUAUGGACACAGAGUCCAAGUCAGACCAGCUGACCCCACACAGCCAAGCGUCCGUUACCCAGAAUAUCACAGUGGUCCCUGUGCCGUCUACAGGACUGAUGACUGCUGGAGUCUCCUGUUCUCAGAGGUGGAGAAGAGAAGGGAGUCAAUCAAGGGGUCCGGGUUUGGUAAUCACGUCCCCCUCAGGCUCUCUUGUGACCACAGCAUCAUCAGCUCAGACCUUCCCCAUUUCGGCUCCCAUGAUUGUCUCAGCUCUUCCCCCUGGCUCACAAGCCCUGCAGGUUGUCCCUGACCUCUCCAAGAAGGUAGCAUCGACCCUAACCGAGGAAGGAGGUGGAGGUGGUGGUGGAGGUGGCAGUGUGGCUCCUAAGCCACCCCGGGGCCGGAAGAAGAAGCGGAUGCUGGAAUCAGGGCUGCCCGAGAUGAAUGACCCUUAUGUCCUCUCCCCUGAGGAUGAUGAUGACCAUCAGAAAGACGGCAAGACCUACAGGUGCCGGAUGUGCUCACUGACAUUCUACUCCAAGUCGGAGAUGCAGAUCCACUCCAAGUCACACACCGAGACCAAGCCCCACAAGUGCCCACAUUGCUCCAAGACCUUCGCCAACAGCUCCUACCUGGCCCAGCACAUCCGUAUACACUCAGGGGCUAAGCCCUACAGUUGUAACUUCUGUGAGAAAUCCUUCCGCCAGCUCUCCCACCUUCAGCAGCACACCCGGAUCCACUCCAAGAUGCACACGGAGACCAUCAAGCCCCACAAGUGCCCGCACUGCUCCAAGACCUUCGCCAACACCUCCUACCUGGCCCAGCACCUCCGUAUCCACUCGGGGGCCAAGCCCUACAACUGUUCCUACUGCCAGAAGGCCUUCCGCCAGCUCUCCCACCUCCAGCAGCACACACGAAUCCACACUGGUGAUAGACCAUACAAAUGUGCACACCCAGGCUGUGAGAAAGCCUUCACACAACUCUCCAAUCUGCAGUCCCACAGACGGCAACACAACAAAGAUAAACCCUUCAAGUGCCACAACUGUCAUCGGGCAUACACGGAUGCAGCCUCACUAGAGGUGCACCUGUCUACGCACACAGUGAAGCAUGCCAAGGUGUACACCUGCACUAUCUGCAGUCGGGCAUACACAUCAGAAACAUACCUUAUGAAACAUAUGCGCAAACACAACCCUCCUGAUCUUCAGCAACAAGUGCAGGCAGCAGCAGCGGCGGCAGCAGUGGCCCAGGCCCAGGCUCAGGCCCAGGCUCAAGCUCAAGCCCAGGCUCAGGCUCAGGCUCAGGCUCAAGCCCAGGCCCAGGCCCAAGCCUCCCAGGCAUCACAGCAGCAACAGCAGCAGCAGCAACAGCCACCACCACACUUCCAGUCUCCUGGGGCAGCCCCCCAGGGUGGGGGUGGUGGGGACAGCAAUCCCAACCCUCCACCCCAGUGUUCCUUUGACCUGACCCCCUAUAAGACGGCGGAACAUCAUAAGGACAUCUGCCUCACUGUCACCACCAGCACCAUCCAGGUGGAGCACCUGGCCAGCUCUUAGAGAUCCGUGCUGCCACCCACUGGGAAGAGGAAGAAGUAGUCCUGGUUUCUUCUUUCUCCAACUCCUCUUGGUGGGAAAAGUCCUUUUCUUCCUUGACAGGCCUUGGCUCCAUCUCCUUGGGCCUCAGUCACAGCUUUCCUUCACAGGAUACCAUCCUUUUUCUGAACUCUUCUUCAAAAGGAACAUCAGCCCUCCUGAUUGCAAAGGAAUACUGAGCUGAUGGUGUCAUCCAGCAGCCUCCCCUCCCAAGCAAAGCUUGUAAAAUUGGGGGUUGGUGCUCAAGGGAAGGAUUUGCUAUGACCUCAUAGAAACUUGUCCAGUGUGGUCACUUACCCUAUCCUUACCCUCCUUAUCCUCAAAGUUUGGGCUGAUGUAAGACUAGAGGCUGGCCCUCCCAGAUAACAGAGAAGAGGGAGCCCCAGAUGCAACCAGCCUCUUGUUCUAUUCUUGCCUGCAAAAGAACAGAGGUUUCCCAAAUGCCUGAGUCCCUGAGAGCCAUUUCUUCCCCUACAUCGUCUCAUUUCACUUCCUAUUGACUGCUGGUAGAAGGAGAUUUGGGGUUGGGGCUAGACCUCCUUUUAUUUGAAGGGGGCGAGGGCUGAGAUGUGGUCCCCAAGGGGCCAGAAAUUCCCAAGUUGGUCACAGGUGGCUGAGAAGUGUGGGUUAUGGUUUUACGGAUUUCCUUGGAGCCUCUCUCCUCUGCCUACAAAGACCCUAUACUCUCAGUCUCCCCAACCCACCCGCCAAGGAGCUGUGGGAGGCUUUGUGUUAUCUGUGAAACUCCGAAACAGGGGUGUUGCGGAGAAGGGAGAGUUCAAGGCAAACACAGGGACUGGACUUAGCUCCCUAGGUGCCACGGUCAGAUGCCGGACACGGAUUUAUAUAUAAAUAUAUAUAUAUAAAUAUAUUAUACCCACUCAUCACGGCCAUCUUUGUUGUAACCAUUUAUGUGUUUAUAAAUGCAUUAUCUCAGAAUUUU